UCGCAAAUUCAAUUGAAAUUUGCAAUUUUUUUUUUUUUUUUUUGGUUUUUGAGAGAAUUAUAGCGGGAGAUACCAAAUCCUUUCAUUGGUUGUGUACUUGGGUCUCCAAAUCCUUGCAUUAACUGCAUCAAUCCGUCACCUGCCCAAGAACAGCAUAUUUGCAUUCGAAAAUGGGUGUGCCAAGAUUUACUCGGCCUAAGGGAGUGAAUGAGCAAUUGAGCCCUAACCUUUAUGUAGCCAAUUGUGGACCAUCUGUUGGACUUUCGUAUGAGAUAAUUGAAUCGGUGUUUAGUAAAUUUGGACAAGUGAAAGGAGUGUAUGCUGCUGAUGAGAGUGGUGUUCGUGUUAUUGUUUCUUAUUUUGAGGUGGAUUCUGCACAAGCUGCAUUGACAACUUUAGAUGGGCAUCCUUGCCCUGAUCUUGGAGGACGCUCUUUGCAUAUUCGUUUUUCUGUUCUUCAACCAACUUCUGAGGGUCAGGCAAAUGAUUCCAUCCCAGUGUCGCUGGUGGCUUCAGAUUUAAACAUCCCAGGCCUUUACUUGUGGCAUGACUUUGUUAAUGCUAAAGAAGAACGGGAAUUGCUUGCAGCUGUUGAUGAUCGGCCUUGGAACAAGCUUUCUAAGAGAAGGGUUCAGCAUUAUGGAUACGAAUUUUGUUACGAUACAAGAAAUGUCAAUACAAAAGAGCAGUUGGGUGAGCUUCCAUCAUUUGUUUCUUCCAUUCUUAAAAGGAUUUCAUCGCUUUCAGACCUAGGAGAUUCUGAAAGUCUAGCCGUGGACCAACUUACUGUUAAUGAGUACCCAAGAGGAGUGGGUUUGUCCCCACACAUUGACACCCAUUCAGCAUUUGAGGGAUUAAUUUUUAGCCUUUCAUUAGCAGGGCCUUGCAUAAUGGAGUUCCGGAGAUAUUUAGAUGGUUCGUGGAUUCCUAAAGCUACAGCAAGGAAUGAUACGAAAGUUGAAAAUCUUGAUGAUGGUUCAAGUUUAAUAAGGAGGGCUAUCUACCUUCCUCCUCGUUCUAUGCUUUUAUUAUCUGGGGAAGCACGCUUUGCUUGGCUUCAUUAUAUCCCACACCAUAAGAUUGACAUGGUAAAUGAUGAUGUGGUCAGAAGGGGCUCAAGAAGAGUAUCUUUUACGUUUCGUAAGGUACGAAGAGGUCCUUGCCAAUGUGAAUUUCCCCAGUAUUGUGAUUCUCGAAGAUAAGAGAAACGAGCUCUCAUGCCUACCGAGUAUUCAUUCGAAAACUGGGUGAUUGUCUGUAAGAGAACACAAUGAUACAUUCAAGUCUCGUGGUCAUGAGGUGGUUCAUCUUGGAAGGAAUGGUUAUUAGUUCAAGAACAAAGAUGAACAGCUUCUUGAUCCACAAAGUCUGUACGACAGAAUCUUCCUUUUGAGCAAAAGGUGAUCCAUUUUGCUAUUAGUUUGGAGUUGGUGCUGGGGUUGAGGUUAGAAAGUCAAAAAACUUGUUAACUAUUAUUUUAGAUUUUUUAUAGAAUAAUUAUUUUAAAAAACACUAGUUUUUUUGGGAAUUUUUAGUAAAAUCCAACUUUAAAAUAAUUUUAUUACAA
This is a messenger RNA of Manihot esculenta (cassava), 1567 nucleotides long. RefSeq names its product alkylated DNA repair protein ALKBH8 homolog. The record is from RefSeq and is a predicted model, not a curated record. Gene Ontology annotation, molecular function: RNA binding; demethylase activity; oxidoreductase activity. NCBI's taxonomy places the organism in Eukaryota, Viridiplantae, Streptophyta, Magnoliopsida, Malpighiales, Euphorbiaceae. The transcript is spliced from 8 exons. Gene Ontology annotation, biological process: oxidative demethylation. Bases 171 to 1202 code for a protein of 343 amino acids.